AUGCCAAUGACCUGGAGCCCCGAAGCUGACGCCAAGCUUCUGAUCGGUAUCCUCAACACCAGCAACGUCAAACUCGACCUCGACGCUCUCGCCAAAUGGAUGGGACCUGAAUGUACUGUCUACGCCAUCCAGCACCGCAUCCGCAAGUUGCAGGAGAAGGCGAACUCCGGUUCUCCUGGCGGCGACUCUGCCCCUGCUUCUCCUGAGAAGCGCAAGAGGGGCCGUCCAAGGAAGAACGCCUACGAGGGCGCGGCUGGCGAGGAGACAGGAUCUCCCAAGAAGGUGAAGCAGGGCCCUGCCAAGAAGGCUGUGGAGAAUGAGGGCGAGCAUGGUGUCAGUGGUGGUUCUGGAAUUGAGGAUGCUUAG
Aspergillus clavatus NRRL 1 is the source of this 366-nucleotide messenger RNA. RefSeq lists its product as uncharacterized. The transcript is spliced from 3 exons. The record is from RefSeq and is a predicted model, not a curated record. Bases 1 to 366 code for a protein of 121 amino acids. NCBI's taxonomy places the organism in Eukaryota, Fungi, Ascomycota, Eurotiomycetes, Eurotiales, Aspergillaceae.